Diutina rugosa is the source of this 831-nucleotide messenger RNA. RefSeq names its product cationic amino acid transporter. Gene Ontology annotation, cellular component: fungal-type vacuole membrane. The transcript has a single exon. NCBI's taxonomy places the organism in Eukaryota, Fungi, Ascomycota, Pichiomycetes, Serinales, Debaryomycetaceae. Gene Ontology annotation, biological process: basic amino acid transmembrane export from vacuole. Bases 1 to 831 code for a protein of 276 amino acids. The record is from RefSeq and is a predicted model, not a curated record.
AUGCCCCCUCCCAUAGCCAUCGAUGCCCAUGCGAUCAGUGGCAUCACCGGCAGCAUUUCCAUCGCCUGCUGGGUGAUUGUGUUUGCCCCGCAAAUCUACGAAAAUUACGUCAGAAAAUCACUGCUGGGUCUUUCCCUUCUGUUUGUCGUGUUGUGGCUUGCUGGUGAUGUGUUCAACGUGCUUGGCAGUGUCCUUCAAGGGGUAUUGCCGACGAUGAUUAUCCUCGCUGUCUACUAUACGCUUGCUGAUAUCGUGUUGCUUUGGCAAUGUUUAGUGUAUGGCGACGGUGGAGAAAAGACUGACGGUACUCAUCUUCUGCCCGCGACGCCAAUGCACGAGGAUACCAUUAAUGCGGUGCUUUCCGAUAAUGCCCCUCAAAGACCACUGCUCAAAGACGGUUUGACCAAAGUGGCGAUGGUGAUGCUUGUAUUUUUGGCUGGUGUCAUUGGCUGGUUGAUCACUGACGACCCCAACCGGGAACCUGACCAAUUAGUGUACGACCCCUUGGCCCAGUUCUUUGGCUGGUUGUGUGCCAUUCUCUACCUUGGGCUGCGAAUCCCUCAGAUCCUUUUGAACUAUAAGCGGAAGAGCGUUGAUGGUAUUUCAUUCAUGUUCUUUUUAUUCGCAUGCUUGGGUAAUUUGACCUAUGUGAUCUCCAUCCUCGCCAUCGACACCUCGUGGUACUAUCUCUGGGUGAACCUGCUGUGGUUGGCGGGCAGUCUCGGCACGUUGGCGAUGGAUUUCACGAUUUUCAUCCAGUUUUUCAUCUAUAACGAGAACGAGCCAGAGGUGCUCAUCACCAAUAAUGCUGCCAAUUAUGGUGGGGUCUAA